Messenger RNA from Lagopus leucura (white-tailed ptarmigan), 1889 nucleotides. RefSeq names its product phosphatidylinositol glycan anchor biosynthesis class K (gene PIGK). Bases 1 to 1185 code for a protein of 394 amino acids. The transcript has 11 exons. Lineage: Eukaryota; Metazoa; Chordata; Aves; Galliformes; Phasianidae. Gene Ontology annotation, cellular component: GPI-anchor transamidase complex. The record is from RefSeq and is a predicted model, not a curated record. Gene Ontology annotation, biological process: proteolysis; protein localization to cell surface; attachment of GPI anchor to protein. Gene Ontology annotation, molecular function: GPI-anchor transamidase activity.
AUGGCCGCCGCCGUGCCCGCCGCCCGCUGGGCCAGAGCCGCCGUCGUAGCGGCGUUGCUCCUGGAGUGCUGCGGCGCGGUGCUCGCCAGCGGCAUCCAGGAUCGAGCAGAACAGUUCUUCAAAAGCGGGCAUACAAAUAACUGGGCAGUUCUGGUAUGUACGUCUCGAUUCUGGUUUAAUUACCGUCACGUGGCAAACACUCUUUCAGUAUACAGAAGUGUCAAGAGAUUGGGCAUUCCUGACAGUCACAUUGUCCUGAUGCUGGCAGAUGAUAUGGCAUGUAAUCCCAGGAAUCCUAAACCAGCUACUGUGUUUAGCCAUAAAAACAUGGAGCUAAAUGUCUAUGGAGAUGAUGUAGAAGUGGAUUACAGAAGCUAUGAGGUUACUGUGGAAAAUUUCUUGCGUGUGUUAACAGGAAGAAUCCCACCAAGCACUCCCCGAUCUAAACGUCUUCUUUCUGAUGACAGAAGCAAUAUUCUAAUAUAUAUGACAGGCCAUGGUGGGAAUGGUUUCCUAAAAUUUCAAGAUUCUGAAGAAAUCACAAAUGUAGAACUUGCUGAUGCCUUUGAACAAAUGUGGCAGAAAAGAAGGUACAAUGAACUGUUGUUUAUCAUUGAUACUUGUCAAGGAGCAUCCAUGUAUGAACGAUUUUAUUCACCUAAUAUAAUUGCCUUGGCUAGCAGCCAAGUAGGAGAAGAUUCGUUAUCACAUCAACCUGAUCUUGGGAUUGGUGUUCAUCUUAUGGACAGAUACACUUUUUACAUGCUGGAAUUCUUGGAAGAAGUUCAUCCAGCCAGUCAGACAAAUAUGAAUGACCUUUUUCAGGUCUGUCCAAAAAGUUUGUGUGUUUCAACUCCUGGGCAUCGAACUGAUCUCUUCCAGCGAGACCCUCAAAAUGUUCUGAUAACAGACUUCUUUGGCAGCGUAAGAAAAGUGGAAAUUACUACAGAGACAAUUGCUUUGGACCGUAAUUUAGCUGGCUUUGAAAGCGAGCUGCCAAAGGAUGUGUUGGCAACAGAACCACUUAAAUAUGCUGAUCAGCUUCCUGUGGCUCAGAUAAUACACCAGAAACCAAAACCAAAGGACUGGCAUCCUCCUGGAGGAUUUAUUCUAGGACUGUGGGCACUGAUUAUCAUGGUUUUCUUCAAGACAUACGGAAUCAAACACAUGAAGCACAUCUUCUGAAUUUGAGCAAGCAAGACAAUUGCGUUGAUCGCUACUUCGGAUUCACUGGUGUCAUCUGAGUUCUCUUUAUGUAUAUUAUGGUUAUAGUGAAAAACAGAGUUGGCAUCUCACUUCUGAGUGUUCUUUCCUGUUCUGUUAAAUACAACCCUUAGGUCAAUCCUUACACCCUAGACAAGUUUGGAUUUAGAAUUCUGAGUUGGUACAAGUGAAACAAAAAUAUGAUUACCUCACAGAAUCUACUUAAAAGAUAUGCCAAAAAGAGUGAAACUAUGAGAACACCAUGUCCACCAAGAGCAUGUUGUAGAUGUCAUCUUUUUACUCCACGUGAUCUGGAUUUGGACAUUUUGGGGUUUUCACUGCACUGGAUUUUUGCAUAAAGCAAAACUGACUCUAGGAUCAGGAUGGAAAAUGUUAUAAGUGGUAUUAUUGUAUUCAGUAAUUUCUGAGCACUUGGAAGAUGAGAUUUAUAAUUUAGGUUUUGUAAAUUCUGUUCAGGCAUAUUGAUUUGUUCUUCUUGGACAUGUAAUGAUGAAUGCAUGCUAACUGUGUUUUGGCUGGGUAAUACACAGAUACUAAUAAAGAGAAGAGCAAAUGUCUGCAUGUAUAAAAACAGUAAGUGCCAACUAGGUGAUACUCUUGCAGAAUGCUUUUGGGAUCUCUUCUCUCCCCUAAUCAUAAUAAAGCUGAUACAUACGUGGUUUAAA